AUGAAUAAACCUAUUAAAACCAUACCUUCAAAAAAAGGGGGUGUUAAAAUCAAUGUUGGUAGUUAUUUAAUAACCAAAGAAUCAAAUCGCAAAGAUACCUAUUAUUGGUGUUGCGAUAAGAGAAAAGAUAGGUGUAAAGACCAUGCAGUCACUAAGUUGCUUAAUAAUACUCAUAUUUUUAAAAGUUUUACCAAACAUAAUAGUCAUGCACUAGAGGUGCAUAAAGUUGAGAUUGCAAAAAUAACAGAUCAAAUUAAACGCCAGGCCAGAGAAACACAGGAUAAGCCUGUAAAAAUUGUACAAGAUACUGUUAUUAAUACACAGAGGAAUUUCGUCUCUAUAUUCCAUUACUAG
This is a messenger RNA of Dentiscutata heterogama, 354 nucleotides long. The record is from the annotation of a GenBank genome assembly. Lineage: Eukaryota; Fungi; Glomeromycota; Glomeromycetes; Diversisporales; Gigasporaceae.